Periophthalmus magnuspinnatus is the source of this 2216-nucleotide messenger RNA. RefSeq names its product dehydrogenase/reductase 12-like a (gene dhrs12la). The coding region runs from base 96 to 1058 and encodes 320 amino acids. The transcript has 10 exons. Lineage: Eukaryota; Metazoa; Chordata; Actinopteri; Gobiiformes; Gobiidae. The record is from RefSeq and is a predicted model, not a curated record.
ACAGCGGGAGACGGACCCCGAGGACACACCGGAGUCACAGACCGGAGACUGGGACCGCUACAGCCGCAGACAGAGCGCCAUCACCCCGCAGCAUCAUGUCUCUGUACCGCAACUUCGCCUGGUUCGCCAAGGGGCUCACCGAGUUCACCAAAAACCCAUUCCUGGCCGCGUCAAAGCGUUUUGUGGAGAAGGAUCUGGAGGUGUCUCUGGCUGGACGCGUGUUCAUGAUCACCGGAGCCAACAGCGGCAUCGGGAAAGCCACUGCUACGGCUAUCGCUAAGAGAGGAGGCACGGUGCACAUGGUCUGUAGAAACAAGGACAAGGCUGAGGAGGCCAGAGCCGAAAUCGUGAAGGAAACUGGAAACAAAGAGAUCUACGUGCACAUCCUGGAUCUGUCUGAGACUAAGAAAGUGUGGGAGUUCGCUGAGGGCUUCAAAAGGAAAUACAAGACUCUCAACGUCCUGAUCAACAACGCCGGAGCCAUCAUGAGUCAGAGGGAAGUCAACACAGAGGGGCUGGAGAAGAGCUUCGCCACCAACGUCCUGGGGGUCUACAUCCUCACCAAGUGCCUCAUUCCUCUGAUAGAGAAGAGCGCAGAUCCCAGAGUGAUCACUGUGUCCUCUGGGGGGAUGCUGGUGCAGAAGCUGAGGAUAGGAAACCUGCAGUCCGACAGGGGGCGCUAUGACGGCACCAUGGUCUACGCCCAGCACAAGAGGCAGCAGGUGGUCCUGACAGAGCAGUGGGCCAAAGCUCACCCAAACAUCCACUUCUCUGUGAUGCACCCGGGCUGGGUCGACACGACAACUGUGGCCAACGCGAUGCCAGACUUCCACCGCUCGAUGAGGAGCAGCCUGAGGACUCCAGAGCAGGGAGCAGACACUGUGGUGUGGCUCGCUGUGUCUGAGGCAGCAGCUAAGAACCCCAGUGGACGAUUCUACCAAGACCGUGCGAUGGUGCCCGCCCACCUGCCCCUGGCCUGGACCCACAGCUCUCCUCUGGAGGAGCAGAAGCUGGUGGCUCUGCUCGACGACAUGGCCAAGACCUUCCAACCACACUGAGACCGAGAGAGACGACUUUAAAGAGGGGGUAUUAUGCAAAAUGGACUCUUUGGAGCUUUCUCCCAUGUUAAAACAUUGUUCCCUCACCAAAAACAUGCCUGAAGAGGUUUAAGACAUCCAUGCAUGUUUGAGUAAUCUAGCGAUCUCUCCCUGGCACUAUUCAAACCCUCCUUACAGUUAACAGUACGAGGUUGUCCAAAGCUCAGCCCACAAACUCUAAGGGACACUCAUCAAAAACAAAACUGAAACUUAUUGAACAUGUUACUAUGUUUUUGGCAAAUGUAUAAUUUUCAAAACAAUAAAAGGUAACAUGGUGAUCUAAGUAUGUAAAGUGUUGGCAAUGAAUACCCCAUAGAAGCGUAAUACCCCCUCGUUAAACUAGCAUAGCCACACAUGAUGAUGGCCUCCAACACGGUGCAGGUGGCUUUUGAGUCCUGAGAAGUACGAUUAUUAAGUUACAUUAAAAACAUAACACUGGCAUAACGCUGGCAGCACUGUGGUUACAUGAGUUUAGUCCUCAUCGCCGCUCUGCUUCUGCUCGUCCCUCUGUUACCUUUCGUUUAGAAUAGUUAAAAUUUGUUUAGAAUAUUUAAAAUUUUGUCAACAUUGUGGAAAUAUUUUUAUUUUUUAAUGCAGUUCCCAUUGUCCUGUCACUGUUAUUUUAUUAUUUUUUUAAUGCUAAUUUAUGCCAUUGUUUUGUAUUUAUAAUCAUUAUUAUUUUUAUGUGAAUUGUGGCAUCCUUGUAUUAAUUUUUUUUGUUUUUAUUUUAAUGUAUUUUUGUACUGCAGUGUCAAAUUACUAACACUAUAAAAGCUUCUCCUUUAACUGAACUGUGCCUUUGUUUUGGGGCUGUUACUGUAGAGUUUUAGUGGCUUUAUUUCACUGUCAAACUGAUGGGAAUCUGUUUUGACCAAAGUCACUCAGGAACCUCCAAUAUAAGCCUUGUAUUGUUCCAAAUACUAAAGCUUUUACUGUAUAUGUUCAAAUAACGCGUCAGUUUUUUGUUUUUUUUUAAGCUGUAAUAGGUAACUUUAUCUCAGAAAGGCAAGUCCCUCAUCAUAUGCAAUUAAACAGUGUAUUAGAAUUAAAUGUGCAAGCGUCUUUCCACUUUGUACUGACCAGAGCAGACCUGAAGCUUCAAUAAAAACAUGUUAAAAA